CGGUCGGAGGCGGGGCAAGGAGCGGCGCAGGCGCCGUGACCUGAGCCGGGUCUGUUGCUUUGGGAACGCCUGCCUGGGCCUGCUUCCAGACCGCGACCCCUGGACGCAGUCUUUCGAGCAGGACCCGGGAGCUCCCUGUCUCCACCCGCACUUACAGCAGGAAGUCAUUAUGUGACUAACACGUUUUCAUCAGAUUUCCUCUGAUUUACGCUGAAGUGUAUGUGAGAAUGAUGUGCACUGCCAAAAAAUGUGGAAUUAGGUUCCAGCCUCCAGCUAUUAUCUUAAUCUAUGAGAAUGAAAUGAAGGGGAAGAGUCGCCAACGCAUCAUGCCAGUCCGAAACUUUUCAAAGUUUUCAGAUUGCAACAGAGCUGCUGAACAAUUAAAGAACAAUCCACGACACAAGAAUUACCUGGAACAAGUGUCCCUGAGGCAGCUAGAGAAGUUAUUCAGUUUUUUACGAGGUUAUUUGUGGGGGCAAAGUUUGGCAGAAACCAUGGAACAAAUUCAGCGGGAAACAAUGAUUGAUCCUGAGGAAGACCUGAACAAACUAGAUGACAAGGAACUUGCCAAAAGAAAGAGCAUCAUGGAUGAACUUUUUGAGAAAAAUCAGAAGAAGAAGGACGAUCCAAAUUUUGUUUAUGACAUUGAAGUUGAGUUCCCACAGGAUGAACAACUGCAGUCUUGUGGCUGGGACACAGAGUCAGCUGAUGAGUUCUGAUACCAGAAUCUCAAAGAAUGUAUUGGGCUAGCAGAGAACCACGUUUAUACAGUCUUUGUAUACUUGUGUAAUUGUACAAUACGAUUGUAUAAUGCAAUAUAAUAAUAUGAUUAUACAAUUACAAAGAAUGUAUAAACAUGGUUCUAGAAAAAUCCAUAAAAAGCACUAAAUGUACAUAUUGGGUCAUGUUUGGAUUGACCACGUUGCUUUUCAAAACUGAAACAUGUAGAGUAUCUAUCAUGUAGAUGCAUGAGGAAUAUGGGAAAAACAGAAUAUAGGACUGUGCUUUUAAGGAGCUUACAAUCUAACUGGAAGAUAAGUCAAAAACUUGUGAGAAGCUCAUUAACAGAAUUAGGCAGCAAAAAGAUUAGAGCCAAAUGCUUGAUAAAUGUUAAAGAGGGCCAGAGCCUAGAUUACCAUAGGGUAGAAUAGUCAGGGAAGACUGCCCUGUAGUGGAGAGAUGGGACUUGGCGUGGCCCUUGAAAUGGUAAUAUUUGGAUAGAAGUUUAUAUAGAAUUCCAGAUGAGAGAAACUGGAAGAAAGAAAAAGGGGAGGAGGUUAAUAAUAAAGAGAUAGGGAUGAGAACAUUUUAUUUGAGGAGCAGAAAGCAAAUUCUAGUUUGCUAAGAUUGGAGGGCAUACAUGGUUACCAGGGGAUUAUCUUGGAUACAUUAUGUCUUUAUGUAUAUUUAACUGUGGAGUAGAAGAGCGGGCCUCCCGGAGGCCCUGCUGCUGCACGUGGAUGUCAUCUGAUGGACAGCAAGGGGAAUUCUGUCCCUCCAGGAUCAGGAAAUACAUUCUAAAGACAUUCUGAAACCUGAAGCUCUUCCCAUAACUACAGAACUUUGUUUGUAAAAUGGGAAAUCUACCCAUACUAAAUGAACAGUAGGUAUUGCCAGUUUAGGCUUAUUUAUGAGUUUGGAUCUACAAAGGGAAGAUCUUUGUUGGACCAGGUUAUACGUGUACAGUUACAUCUUUCUUCUUACUAGAAUAUUGUUUCACUGGCAGAUAGUCUAUGUUUCCUGCAAGGAAAUUAAUAUUAAAUAAUUCAUUCUUUCUA
This is a messenger RNA of Hyaena hyaena (striped hyena), 1778 nucleotides long. RefSeq names its product centrosomal protein 19 (gene CEP19). Gene Ontology annotation, biological process: microtubule anchoring at centrosome; trans-Golgi to periciliary membrane compartment transport. The transcript is spliced from 3 exons. Gene Ontology annotation, cellular component: spindle pole; ciliary basal body; centrosome. Bases 228 to 719 code for a protein of 163 amino acids. The record is from RefSeq and is a predicted model, not a curated record. NCBI's taxonomy places the organism in Eukaryota, Metazoa, Chordata, Mammalia, Carnivora, Hyaenidae.